Messenger RNA from Ailuropoda melanoleuca (giant panda), 2062 nucleotides. RefSeq names its product milk fat globule EGF and factor V/VIII domain containing (gene MFGE8). The record is from RefSeq and is a predicted model, not a curated record. Gene Ontology annotation, molecular function: signaling receptor activity. Lineage: Eukaryota; Metazoa; Chordata; Mammalia; Carnivora; Ursidae. The transcript has 9 exons. Gene Ontology annotation, cellular component: plasma membrane. The coding region runs from base 76 to 1425 and encodes 449 amino acids.
GCCGGGGCGGUGCUGCGCCGCCUGAUUUAUUCCCGUCCAGGAGCAGGAGCGAGAGCCCCGCGGUGUGCACGGCCGAUGCGCCCGCUCCCGCGCCCGCGUCCCCACGGCAUGCCUGGCUCCCGCCUGCUGGCCGCGCUCUGCGGCGCGCUCCUCUGCGCCUCGGGACUCUUCGCAGCCUCCGUCGGAGCUGGUGACAUUGCAGGUGACUUCUGUGACUCUAGCCAGUGCCUGAAUGGUGGGACCUGCUUAUUGGGCCAGGACGACACCCCCUUCUACUGCCUCUGCCCCGAAGGCUUCACGGGCCUGAUCUGCAAUGAGACUGAGAAAGGUCCUUGUUUUCCAAACCCCUGCCGUAAUGAUGCCGAAUGCCAGGUGGUUGACGACUCGCACAGAGGGGAUGUCUUCACCCAGUACGUCUGCAAGUGCCCUCAUGGCUAUACAGGUGUCCACUGUGAGACCACCUGCGCCAUGCCUCUGGGCAUGGAGACGGGUGCCAUUUCCGACUCGCAGAUCUCUGCCUCGUCUGUGCACUUGGGCUUCAUGGGUUUGCAGCGCUGGGCCCCAGAGCUGGCGCGUCUGCACCGCACGGGCAUCGUCAAUGCCUGGACAGCCAGCAACUAUGAUAAGAACCCCUGGAUCCAGGUGAACCUGAUGCGGAAGAUGCGGGUGACGGGCGUGGUGACACAGGGCGCCAGCCGCGCAGGCAGCGCCGAGUACCUGAAGACCUUCAAGGUGGCCUACAGCGUCAGUGGACGCAAGUUCCAGUUCAUCCAGAGUACAGAGGGGACGGGAGACAAGAUGUUUGUGGGUAACAUGGACAACAGUGGCCUGAAGGUCAACUUGUUUGACUUCCCUCUGGAGGUGCAGUACGUGCGGCUGGUGCCCAUCAUCUGCCACCGUGGCUGCACCCUCCGCUUCGAGCUCCUUGGUUGUGAGCUGAAUGGGUGUGCUGAGCCCCUGGGCAUGAAGGACGGCACCAUCCCUGAUAAGCGGAUCACGGCCUCCAGCAUCUACAGGACCUGGGGCCUGAACGCCUUCAGCUGGUAUCCCUUCUAUGCGCGGCUGGACAAGCAGGGCAAGUUCAACGCCUGGACCGCCCAGACCAAUGAUGCCUCUGAAUGGCUGCAGGUUGACCUGGGCUCCCAGAGGCGAGUGACCGGCAUCAUUACGCAGGGGGCCCGAGACUUUGGCCACAUCCAGUACGUGGCAGCCUACAAAGUGGCCUUCAGUAACGACAGCACGAACUGGGCCGAGUACAGGGACCAGGGGGCCGUCGACACCAGGAUCUUCCCUGGCAACUUGGACAAUAAUUCGCACAAGAAGAACGUGUUCGAGAUGCCCUUCGUGGCUCGCUUUGUUGUGCGCAUCCUGCCUGUCGCCUGGCACAACCGCAUCACCCUGCGUGUGGAGCUGCUGGGCUGUUAGUGGUCGGCCUGGCCGGAGUGACCGCAAGGGCCCUGGGGCACCUGCCCCUUACCUGGUCCUCCUGGCCUUCUGUUGGCAGGCUGCCUCCUCCACCCCACCUCCUGAGGGUUUCAGCCACCUCUCCUUCCUGCCUUCCCACCCCUCCUCCCUCCCCUCCCCUCCCACGUGGCCCUGGCACCCACCCUUCCUGCCAUCCCGUUCUCUUAGGCACUGUGGGAGUUGAGUAGGUCUGGGAUGGACAGGGAAGGGCAGAGUAGGGAGUGUGUGUGUGGGGGGGGUUACCUGCACCUCCCCAGAUCCUGGUUCUAGUCUCUUGUGUUUUCCCGACACUCGCUCCCGCACCCCACGUUCUCACAGCCGCGGAGGAAGACCCUGAGGCGCCAGGCUGGAGAUAACCGUCUCCUGUCCCUCAGCACGAUGCUGCCACUCCUGCUGCUGCCACCUGACCCCCAACGUGUCCCCCCCUUAUCUCCCUGGAGACCUCUCUUGACCCUUGGCCUAAAAAGAGACAGAAGGGGUGGGGCGGGCUUAUGGAGAUAGGGGUAGAGGUGGGUGGCCUGGGGGGUACCCUCUGUGCUGGUUCUUUACCCCAGAGUACACAGGCAGCUUCCAGAAUAUAUUUAUGUCACCCCCUGGA